UGUGGAAAGAGCUUCAGUGACAGGAGUUCCCAUACUAGACACCAAAGAACUCAUACAGGAGAGAAAUCGUAUACAUGUACAGUGUGCGGAAGGAGCUUCAGUGACAGUAGUUCCCAUAGGAGACACAGAAGAACUCAUACAGGGGAGAAACCGUAUACAUGUUCCGAGUGUGGAAAGACCUUCAGUCACAGUCACAGCCUUACGUCGCAUCAACGAACUCAUACAGGGGAGAAACCGUAUACAUGUUCCGUGUGUGGAAAGAGCUUCAGUGACAGUAGUUCCCAUACUAAUCACCGAAGAACUCAUACAGGGGAGAAGCCUUAUACAUGUUCAGAGUGUGGAAAGAGCUUCACUCAAAGUGGUGGCCUUACCUCGCAUCAAAGAACUCAUACAGGGGAGAAACCGUAUACAUGUUCCGAGUGUGGAAAGUGCUUCAGUCGAAGUAGUGGCCUUAUCUCACAUCAAAGAACUCAUACAGGAGAGAAACGUUAUAAAUGUUUUGAAUGUCAAAAGAGCUUCAGUCACAGUUGUUCCCUUAUCUUGCAUCUACGAACUCAUACAGGGGAGAGACCGUAUACAUGUUCAGAGUGUGGAAGGGGCUUCAGUCACAGUGGUCACCUUACUAGCCACCUAAGAACUCAUACAGGGGAGAAACCGUAUACAUGUUCAGAGUGUGGAAGGAGCUUCACUUCACUCAGAUCAGUGGGCAUUAAACAUCAACAGACUCAUCGAGGCAGCAAACCUUAUAAAUGCUGGGAAUGUGGCAAGAGUUUUGGUGAACUCGGCUCCCUUUCUCGGCAUCAAAGAAUUCAUACAGGGGAGAAACUAUAUAUAUGUUUGGAGUGUGGAAAGAGCUUCAGCCACAGUUGGGAUCUUACCGUGCAUCAAAGAGUGCACACAGGAGAGAAACCUUAUAAAUGCUUGGAGUGUGCCCAGAGGCUCCUGCCGCUCGGCUCCGAAACGGUUAAGAGCAGCGGCGACAGAGCGGAGAUUCCUAGAGCGGAGGGGGGGGAAGACUGUCGGGAGAAUAGGAGCUUCCGCUUCCUGUCCCGCUUUCCCGAGGGAGAUGCUGCUGAUGGCGACGGCCUGUCCUUCCUCGUGUAG
Molecule: messenger RNA, 1104 nt
Organism: Lacerta agilis (Sand lizard)
Lineage: Eukaryota; Metazoa; Chordata; Lepidosauria; Squamata; Lacertidae
Product: zinc finger protein 239-like
Exons: 3
Source: RefSeq, a predicted model, not a curated record